UUUCCCUCUUGGCAUUUGGAACCUGAGCCUACCAGGGACAGACAACCACCGCAAAUUGGAGGGAACGGAGCAGAAGGUAGCGAAGCGAACCAAGAAGUCUUCAGUAUUCCUUCCUUGCAAGCAUCGUUAAUGGAGGGGUCAACGAGUCAAGACCAUGUGAUUGGGAUCCCGGUGAGCAACACCGCCUAUGGCAUAGAGGAGCCGGACUUCGCAGCGGAGGAGACGACCACCCCUGAUCAUGCCGGUUUCGUUGUUGGUUCCUUCCAAUUCAACAACGAUGCGAAUAGCCCGACGACGACGACGACGACAACCGAUCGGGCGAGCAAAUAUGGCAGGAAGGGGGACAAGAUUGCACAGGGCAUCAAAGAACAUGUGACCCUCGGGCCGAAGCUAUCGGAAACGGUCAAGGGGAAGCUCACGCUGGGCGCCCGGAUCCUCCAGGCCGGCGGCGUGGAGAAGGUGUUCCGGCAGUGGUUCUCCGUGGACAAGAACGAGAAGCUGCUCAGGGCGUCGCAGUGCUACCUGUCGACGACGGCCGGGCCGAUCGCCGGCAUGCUGUUCGUGUCGACGGAGCGGGUCGCGUUCCGCAGCGACCGGCCGCUGGCGGUGUCCGCCCCGGGCGGCGACAAGGUGCGCGUCCCGUACAAGGUGACCAUCCCGCUGCGGAAGGUGAAGGCCGCCAAGCCGAGCGAGAACAAGCACAAGCCCGAGCAGAAGUACAUCGAGGUCGUCACCAACGACGGCUUCGAGUUCUGGUUCAUGGGCUUCGUCAGCUACCACCGCUCGCUGCACCACCUGGAGCAGGCCGUCGCGCAGGCGCGGCGAUGACACGCACGAAGCGCGCAAGCGCGCGCACCCAUGUCGUGGCGGAGCUCGCUCUCGAUCGGAUCGGUCUCUUCGUGUCGUACGCUUGUGUGUGUGCGUGCGUGCAUCUGUGUCACUCUAGCUUGGUGAUGCUUAGAUGGGUUAGGAUUUGUGUAUGCGUAGGGUUGAUCGAUCACAACAUGUCGUUGUGUGUUGGGUCGCCAUGGCUGGCCUGCUGGUGGAUUGAUCGAUCGGCAUGCAGUUUUGCAAUUGCAUCCAGCAGGUUAGAUAUAGGCGGCUUGAUUAGGGCAUGCGAUGGCAUGUGAUGUUUUGUGGGGCGUGUGCGGAAUUGAAAUUCAUGAAGAAGUUGGAUGAGAAAUGGUUUCGGCUGCAAAUCGGCAAAUGGCAAAAGCCCCAUCAUAAGUGCAUCGCGAAUUUCUGAUAAGAUAUGCCAAAAAUGGAAGUUUCGCGAUAA
Molecule: messenger RNA, 1279 nt
Organism: Oryza sativa Japonica Group (Japanese rice)
Lineage: Eukaryota; Viridiplantae; Streptophyta; Magnoliopsida; Poales; Poaceae
Product: putative GEM-like protein 8
Source: RefSeq, a predicted model, not a curated record